UAUCAGCAUUACAAAACACUUCAUACCUUGAAACAUCCUCUUCUUAAUCGCUACUGCGUACGAGCCAAGACUGCAAUUACAACGAAAUCUCUGCAAAAUCCUGUUACACAAUGGCAGCUGUUGCUCCAGUUGAGUCAACUGCUGAAGCAGAGCCACUGAUCCGACCACCCUACGCCCCAUCACUUCUGACUGCUGUCGAGGCUUUCCAGAUCUCUCCCGAAAGAUUUGAUCUCGAGCAAUUACGUAGCUCUGCUGGUCCGUUUUCCCCAAAGCCGAUUCUCCAGGCCAUGCCAGACAUUGAACAUGUCGAACACAGCGUGCCUGGCCUAAACAAGAACGACCCACCUGUGACACUCUCAGUGUUUAGGAGCAAAAGCUCCUCUAAUACUAAGCGUGCUGGUGUUUAUAGCAUCCAUGGAGGCGCGCAGAUUGCAUGCACACGGGGUACAGCCUUGGAUUUUCUGAUGGGCUUGUUCAUUGGCAUCGACACCGUCUUCAUUGCUCCCGAGUACCGCCUGUCGCCAGAGCACCCAGCGCCGGCCGCGCUACACGACUCAUAUGCAGGACUCCUAUGGGCAGUUGAGCACGCCGAUGAACUAGGUCUUGAUCCGUCUCGUAUUAUUAUCCACGGUAACUCUGGUGGAGCACCCAUAGCCUGCGGUAUGGCUAUGAUGUGCCGCGACGACAAGAAAGUAAACCCACUGGCGCUGGUGCUGUUUUCUCCCAUGCUGGACGACCGCGACUGCACGACUUCAUCCAAGCAGUUUGCCCAUGAUGGACCUUGGUGUGGUACGAUAAAUCGUAUGGCCUGGGACAUGGUGCUGGGGGAUAAGCGUGGUGGGUCUGAGGUCAGCGAGCUAGUAGCACCAGCACGAGCGACGGAUUUGCGAGGUAUGCCACAGACUUUCAUAGAUGUUGGCGACAGUGAAAUUUUCCGUGAUGAGUCAGUGGCAUUUGCUUCACAAUUAUGGAAGUCCGGCGUCCAAUGCGAACUUCAUGUUUGGCCUGGCGGCUUCCACGGGUUUGACAUCUUAUCGUCAUAUACACAGUUGGCGCGCAAUGCUGCAAACGCCAAAGCAGCAUGGGUGCAAAGAAUCUUUAGCUCCUAAAAUAGAGAUGAUCUAUUAUAGUAUCUUGUGUAUCUUGUUGAUAAGU
Molecule: messenger RNA, 1155 nt
Organism: Boeremia exigua
Lineage: Eukaryota; Fungi; Ascomycota; Dothideomycetes; Pleosporales; Didymellaceae
Product: Alpha/Beta hydrolase protein
Exons: 1
Coding region: 111-1109 (332 amino acids)
Molecular function (GO): hydrolase activity
Source: RefSeq, a predicted model, not a curated record